CUCCAAUGAUUUUUAGUUUCAGUUUGAUGGUUGCGUCUAAGCUUAGCAACAUGACGCCCACUUACCUAGUCGUUAAGUAAAAUUGGUUACCGGUUUCGAAUCUAUGGAUCAAUAUAACGCAGGGUACCACAGAGGAAGUUCGUUUGAAAUCGAGGCUUGUCGAGAAGGAAAUAUGGACACCGCUUACCUAAAACAAACCCUUGGUGACUCCCUAUCAAGAUGUCUGUCAGAGGUUUCUGAAAAAAGACCGAGAGAUCCUAUAGAAUAUAUUUCUCAGUGGCUCUACAAAUAUGUUGAAAAUCAAAACAACAUUGCACAGAAAAAAGCUGAAGCAGAGCAGCUUGAACAACAGAGGAAAGAUCAUGAGCGGGAUCAGGUCCUGCGAGAAAAGAGACGGGAGGAGGCCAAGAGAAUAGCUGAGAAGGAAGCAGAGAAGAAAAGGUUAGAGGAAGAGCGUGCGAAGAAGGAGACAACAUCGCCCACCAAGCUCCCAGUGGUGAUGGAGGCACAGGAACCUUCAGAGGAAGCCAAGGCAGAGGCAGAAAGGGCUGCAGAACAGCAGGCAGCGGAAGAGAAGGCAGCGGCGGGUGGAGAGGAGACAGAGGGGACCAAGCCGCCAUCUGAGGAGCCCAAGCCGGAGGACCCACCCACACAGGAACCUGAAGGUCAGGAACCAGCCCCAGAUGCUGGCCAGGAACCAGCCACAGAGCCGCCCGCAGAGGAUGCCUCAUAGUUACUUCCCCAGUUUGUGGACUCUCCUCCAACACCUGUGUCAUUUAUUUAAUCUUUUGUCAUUUAAUUUUUUGUCAUUUAAAAUAUGCGUUCUAAAUUUAUAACUCAAUAAAUAUUGAAAUGAAAAACUGUAUAUGAAAACUUUAUUUAAGUAAAUUAUUUAUGCUCCAAUUUAUAACUGAAAUACAUUUGUAUUAUAAGCCAUCCAUGUGAUUGUGAUUUUUGUUGUUUUUUUUCAUUAUAGUUUUAUACAUUAUAUAUGUUUGCAAGAUAACAUACUUGACAAUCAAAACUAGUUAAAACAGUAUUCUUAGAUUUAUACAAAAUGUAGAUACCUCUUUUUACAUGUUUUAGUCAAUCAGCACUCAGUGUGGUUUUAAUUGUUGGUGCUUAUACAAUCAGAUUUUUUUUUUUCUUGCCAUGAAAUUCAUUCUGGUCAAAUUGUUAGGUAGGUUAAUCUAGAGUAGACUAAAUAAUUGAAUGUGCCAUCACAUUAAAGGCAUCCAAGUCCAAGUAUAAAUGCUUUAUAAAACCUUAUAGAAUAAACAUUGGUUUUAUACCUUUUGAUAACAAAAUCAGUGCUUAUGUUAAAGAAAAGUUCAAAAUUAUACAAAAAAUGAAAAAAAUCUUAACUUGUUGUAUGAGUGGAAUUUGACAGAUUAUAAAUUAGAUUUUUGUAUUUCUGGAAUAUUUCAUACAUUCCAUUGCAAAGAAAUCUUUUUUUGACAUUUCUUUUAAUUGGAGUUGGCUGCCUUUAAGGGAUUUUACUACUAAUAAAAAAUCUUGAACUUAGACUAACCUGUUGAUGAUUAACCAAAAAUGUUGUGUUAUAAAAAUAACUUAAAACUGCAGACACAAACUUUAAACCUUAACCAUGCAAAUUAAUUUGAAAUGUUUAUUAUAGGAUGCAACUUUUAUAUUCAGUUAAGUUACUCCCUUUUUUGUUGAAAAUUCCUCCUUUAGAAUUACUACCGUUUAUGUCAUGUGAAAUGUUUUUUAUGGUUUUCUUGUUAGAUGGUGAUUAAUGAAAUGGUCAAAUGAAUAAUUGGUCUAGUUGAUUUUCUCUCGACAUGGAUAUGUUUUACGUGAAUAUGUUAAUUCUCUUUUCAUUUGCGUAUUACUCCACAGUAAUCAAACAUUUGUUGAUUUUAAAAUGAUGAUUAUUGAAUGAAAAAUAAACUGUUGUGAUUUA
This is a messenger RNA of Mya arenaria, 1924 nucleotides long. RefSeq lists its product as uncharacterized. NCBI's taxonomy places the organism in Eukaryota, Metazoa, Mollusca, Bivalvia, Myida, Myidae. Gene Ontology annotation, cellular component: Set1C/COMPASS complex. The transcript is spliced from 5 exons. Bases 104 to 733 code for a protein of 209 amino acids. The record is from RefSeq and is a predicted model, not a curated record.